UUGAAACCUCUAGAUUCUAUGAUAAAUAAUUGGCCACUGUGACAGAACACAGGUCAUUAAAAUCCAUUCCACUGCAAUAAAUAGGCAGGAGUUCAAACAGUUUUCUGAUAAUUAACAUCAUAGAUUAAAUAGAAAUAUAUUUUCUAUCAUGAAACUUGUCAAAAUGAGAGGGUAUCAACUAUUUACAAUCAUAGGAUAACCACCUAGGCACUCAGCAUCUUGAUGAAAACUGUUGGAAGAGAAAAGCUUUCAGAGUCAUUCUGCUAUCAGAGUACCCAAGCCAACUAAACUGGUACAGUUAACACUUCUGUAAGAGUGAGAAGUGAAGGCCUUGCCUUGGCACAUCCUAUUUCUAAGGAAGGACAAGAAGUUAUUUUCUUCAAUGGCUGGCUCCCAGAAUUUCUGGCUGAAUGUUCUUUGUCAAGUAUAUAUUCCCUUCUCUAGGCCUUUUUAUAUAGAGCCCACAAAUAUCGUCAAUGUGAAUGAUGUCAUUCAGAGGGUUAGCGACCACGCCUCUGCCUUGAACAAGAGAAUUCAUUACUACAGUCGACUCACUGCUCCCACGGACAAUACGCUGGUUGCCCCAGACCAUGUAGUUCCAGCUCCAGAAGAAUGCUAUGUAUACAGCCCUUUAGGUUCUGCUUACAAACUUACAAGUUACACUGAAGGAUAUGGUAAAAACACCAGUUUUGUAACCAUUUUUAUGAUUUGGAAUACCAUGAUGGGAACAUCUAUACUAAGUAUUCCUUGGGGCAUAAAACAGGCUGGAUUUACCACAGGAAUAUGUAUCAUCUUGCUGAUGGGCCUUUUAACACUUUAUUGCUGCUACAGAGUCGUGAAAUCACGGUCUAUGAUAUCAUCAGUGGAUACCACUACCUGGGAAUACCCAGAUGUCUGCAGAUACUAUUUUGGCUCCUUUGGACAGUGGUCGAGCCUCCUUUUCUCCAUGGUGUCUCUCAUUGGGGCAAUGAUAGUCUAUUGGGUGCUUAUGUCUAAUUUUCUCUUUAAUACUGGCAAGUUUAUUUAUAAUUUUUUUCACCACAUUAAUGACACAGAUGCUAUACUGAGUACCAAUGAUAGCAACCCUGUGAUUUGUCCAAGUGCUGGGAGCGGUGGCCAUCCUGACAAUGGCUCUAUGAUCUUCUAUGCCAAUGACACAGAACUCCAACAGUUUGAAGAGUGGUGGAAUAAAUCCAGGACAGUACCCCUCUACCUCAUUGGGCUUCUCCUGCCACUACUCAAUUUCAAAUCUCCUUCAUUUUUUUCAAAAUUUAACAUCCUAGGCACAGUCUCGGUUGUUUAUCUGAUUAUCCUUGUCACCGUGAAGGCAAGUUACUUGGGGUUUCAUUUGGAAUUUCACUGGGUUACACCAACAGAAUUUUUUGUAUCAGAGAUAAGAUUUCAGUUUCCACAGCUGACUGGAGUGCUUACUCUUGCCUUCUUUAUUCAUAAUUGUAUUAUCACACUCUUAAAAAACAACAAGAACCAGGAAAACAAUUUGAGGGACCUGUCCAUUGCUUAUAUGCUGGUGACUUUAACUUAUCUCUAUAUCGGAGUCCUGGUUUUUGCUUCAUUUCCUUCACCACCGUUAUCCAAAGACUGCAUCGAACAGAAUUUUUUGGACAACUUUCCUAGCAGUGACAUCCUGUCCUUCAUUGCAAGGAUAUUCCUGCUGUUCCAGAUGAUGACUGUGUACCCUCUCCUGGGCUACUUGGCUCGGGUCCAGCUGCUGGGUCAUAUCUUCGGUGACAGUUAUCCUAGCAUUUUCCACGUGCUGAUUCUUAACCUGUUUAUUGUGGGAGCUGGAGUGAUAAUGGCCUGUUUCUACCCAAAUAUAGGAGGAAUCAUAAGAUACUCAGGAGCAGCCUGUGGCCUGGCCUUUGUCUUCAUUUACCCAUCCCUCAUCUAUAUAAUUUCUCUCUACCAAGAAGAGCGCCUGACGUGGCCUAAAUUAUUAUUUCAUGUUUUCAUCAUCCUUUUGGGCCUGGGUAACUUGAUUGUUCAGUUUUUUAUGUAAAAUGCUCAACUAACUGUCUUCUCAAAAUCUUUCAUGAUUGUCUUUUCUGAGUAGAAAUGUAUGCCUUCAAGGGGAAAAAAAAAAAAAACAUACUGAGUUUUGCUUUUAGAGAUAUUGGGUGGGUAGGUUUAUUUUGGCUGUCAUAAAAAUUCUCAGGGUAUCAUGGCAAUUAUUGCCAAAUUCUAUUUCAAUUUUUUGAUUUUUUUUUGUUGUUUUUUUUUUUUACUUGUUAGAAUAUGUCUGCCAUUUGCCCAGACUUUUACUGUCUGGGACAGUAAACCAAAUACCUCAUUUGUAAAAAAAUAAUAAUAAAAUAAGUCUCCAUGAUGUCAGUGUUAAUAGAAUGCUUAGUUGUACCCUAAGUUAACCUUGCACAUGAAACUUAGGUGAAGUAUUAAUAAAUGAACUCUAGGAGA
Erinaceus europaeus (western European hedgehog) is the source of this 2433-nucleotide messenger RNA. It is a transcript of the gene SLC38A9, whose product is annotated as solute carrier family 38 member 9. Gene Ontology annotation, biological process: amino acid transmembrane transport. Bases 383 to 2017 code for a protein of 544 amino acids. The record is from RefSeq and is a predicted model, not a curated record. Gene Ontology annotation, molecular function: amino acid transmembrane transporter activity. The transcript is spliced from 15 exons. Lineage: Eukaryota; Metazoa; Chordata; Mammalia; Eulipotyphla; Erinaceidae.